GAAAGUCGUUGGUAUUCAUGACUUUUCCGAAGAACUGAUCAAUAUAGUGAUGCAUGUAACAACUUUGUUUACAUUUUCGCAAUCAACUCAGCCAACGUAAGUCGAGGACCCCUGUACUUUAAUUUAGCUCAGAUUAAAUCUGUUUUAUAUAUGUAGCGCCACUUUACAAAGGUAUGAGACGUAUAAGAGUCUUUCAUAUAGUAAGUUGCCAAGUUAUAAAUAGAAACUCAGAAAAUCCAACUGAUUCCCUUUAAACAAGCAACAAUGGAAUGAAAACAAACCCCUUUACCAGGAAGCUUAUGUUACUUCUGUGCUCUAUUGUAAUUCCUUAUGAUCAGGAUCUCCCAGUAAUGCUAAUAAACCACCAGCUGAUCCAAAAUGCUGCAGCGAGACUUCUGCCAACAAAGAUAUUAAUUCUCCCAUUUUAGCUUCUCUUCAAGAAUAGAAUUCAGAAUCCUGCUCCUCAUAUACAAAGCUCUUAAUGACCAAGCUCCCUUCUAUCUUAAAGACCUUAAUGUAGCGUAUUAUCCUAACAGAGUGCUUCAUACUUAUGGCUGGUAGAGUCUCCAAAAGCAGAUUGGAAGGCAGAACGUUCAGUUAUGAGGCUCUUCUGUUGUGGAAUCAACUCUGAGUUUAAGUUAAAGAAACGGACACAAUCUCUACCUUUAACAUCAGACUUAAAACUUUUCUUGUUUUUGAUCCAGAUUAUAGUUGGGGCAGGCUCCAGUGACUCUGAACUACACUUUAAUGUGCUACUAUAGACAUACCCUGCUGAGGGACUUCCCAUGAUGCAGUGUCUCUGGCUUUGGAGCUGCACAUUUCUAAUCUGCAGUUACUGGUUAUUGUUCUCCGCUCACCCCAACCAGUCAAGGCAGAUGUCUGCUGUCCCCGAGCCUGGUUCUGCCCAAGGUUUCUUUCUGCAGCAGCAGCAUGUGAAUGGCGGCGGAAAGCAGCAGCAGAGUUGUCACGGAGGCGCAGGAGGAGCUCCGAACCUCCGGAGCUGUCAGCGCUCACACGCACCGCGGCGCGCAACACACACGGAGUCACGGCCACGUCCAGCAGUUCCAGCUCUGGGCGCACAGCCCCAACAUCCCCACCACCACCACCACCCAGCGGCAGCAGCAGCCUCACAGAGCUCACACCAGAAGCCACAAUCACUUCGGCGCUCCGACGCACGACAAGUACAGCCUGAGCCUCUCAUCAGCCAUGACCAAAGGGGAAAGAGGAGCGCAGGGCUCCGGGGGGAAAUUCAUCAAGCCCAGUGAGCCGCUGUUCCCCAAAACUUCUCACCAGACCGACCUGAGCCAGAAGUUGUCAUUAUGCAGUAAACUGUGUUUUGCCAUCGGCGGUGCACCAAAGGAAGUAGCUGCCAGCGCCACGGCCUUCUUCCUGCAGAUCUACCUGCUCGAUGUCGCCCAGAUCAACGCCUUCCAGGCCUCCAUGGUGCUGUUCAUCGGUAAAGCCUGGGGCGCCGUGACCGACCCCAUCGUCGGCUUCUUCAUUACAAAGAGCAGAUGGACCAAGAUCGGCAGACUCAUGCCCUGGAUGGUGGGCUGCACACCGUUCCUGGUGGUCUCCUACUUCUACCUCUGGUUCGUUCCUCCCUUCAGUGGCGGCAGGUUCAUCUGGUAUCUGGGCUUCUACUGCCUCUACCAAACCCUCAUCACUUGUUUCCACGUGCCUUACUCUGCCCUCACCAUGUUCCUGAGCACAGACCAGAAGGAAAGAGACUCGGCCACUGCUUACCGAAUGACGAUGGAGGUUCUGGGGACGCUGGUGGGCGCCGCCAUCCAGGGCCAGAUCGUAGCCAGCGCUCACACUCUGAAGCACUGCCCCACUCACAACAUGUCCGCCGGUUACCCCGGCAACAGCAGCGGGACGGAGGUCGUCAAGAGCCUGGUUCGCUCCCAGGAUUACCUGUCACACGCUAAGGAGGUUUACAUGAUCGCUGCCGGGGUGAUCGGAGGAGUGUUCGUCAUCUGUACCCUGGUGAUGUUUCUGGGAGUCAAAGAGAGAGACGAUCCGUAUGCCCCAAAGACGGAGAAGCAGAUCCCGUUCCACCAGGCCUUCAUCCUGGUGAUGAGACACGGGCCGUACCUCACUCUGACCGCCGCGUUCCUCUUCAUCACUGUCGCCAUUCAGCUGGUUCAGAGCAACUUUGUCCUCUUCUGCACCUACGCUGCCGACCUGAGGGACCACUUCCAGAACAUUGUGCUGACUAUCCUGGUUUCUGCAGUGAUAAGCAUUCCUCUCUGGCAAUGGUUUCUGCAGAGAUUCGGGAAGAAGACGGCUGCUUUUUGUGGCAUCACAUGGAUCAUGCCUUUCACCCUGAUGCUGGUGUUCAUUCCUAACGUGGUGGUGGCGUACGUUGUGGCCGUUUCCUCUGGACUCAGUGUCGCUGCGUCGCUCCUGCUGCCAUGGUCGAUGUUGCCAGACGUGGUGGACGACUUCAGACUGGCCAACCCCUACUGCAAAGGUCACGAAGCCAUCUUCUACUCCUUCUACGUCUUCUUCACUAAAUUCGCCGCUGGUAUCUCCCUGGGAGUGUCCACGCUUUGCCUGGAGUUUGCAGGCUACGACACCGGCGCCUGCAAGCAGCCAGCUCCAGUGGUUUACACCCUCAAGCUGCUGAUCGGCGCCGCCCCAGUGGCCUUCAUCGUCACCGGGUUAAUGAUCCUCCUCCUCUAUCCCAUCAGCGAAGACGUCCGGCUCAGGAACAAACUGUGCCUGGAGGAGCUACGGAAACAAAGCGUCAGCUCCAGAACUGUGGAAGAUUUGAGUAAUGUGUGACCUGGAUCUUGAAUGGAGUGAAUUUCACAGAGAAAAAAAACAAAAAAACAAAGCCACGGAUUCCAGCAAAGCAGCUGGAAGGUUGUUCUUUAGUGUAUAUUACACUGAUUACAUAGUUAAAUUGUUUUAAUGUAAACAUUUUUUGUUUCAUUUUCACAUGUACUGUAUAGUCAUCUUGGAUAAAUAAAUAUAUAUAAGAUUACCUAAUUUAUAUAAAUGAAUGUAUAUCAUUAUUUGCUGUGUUUAGCUCUACAACACCGUUAUUUAUUUAUGAUUCUAAAACGAUUGAUGAUAUGAAUAAAUGUUGUAGAGGUUGGUUGGUAGACAAUAA
This is a messenger RNA of Acanthochromis polyacanthus (spiny chromis), 3121 nucleotides long. It is a transcript of the gene mfsd2b, whose product is annotated as MFSD2 lysolipid transporter B, sphingolipid. Bases 937 to 2790 code for a protein of 617 amino acids. Gene Ontology annotation, molecular function: sphingolipid intramembrane carrier activity; symporter activity. NCBI's taxonomy places the organism in Eukaryota, Metazoa, Chordata, Actinopteri, Pomacentridae. The transcript is spliced from 16 exons. Gene Ontology annotation, biological process: carbohydrate transport. The record is from RefSeq and is a predicted model, not a curated record. Gene Ontology annotation, cellular component: membrane.